UUUUUAUUUCCUUUUUGUUGCCCGGUUGACAAGAUCCAAAUUCAAAAGGCACGAUCGCUACGCUACGACACCCGAAUCUCACCAGCUCUAUUCUCAGUCAAAAAGGUUCCGCGGUGCCGUGUGGACGACGUAAACGAAAGUGAUAAGAACCCAGCCUAGGAAAAGGGCAAAGCAGGAAUCUAACCGGAACUCGAGCACCGAUAAAGCCACAGGAUGUCCGGCGAUGUUCAACCAAGGAAGCGCAAAGACAAGAAGAGGAAAAAGGAUGACGAGGACACAGUGAAGGAAACUCCCGUGCAAAAAACGCCCUCGGCCGGAGCUGCCCAAGCGGCCACGCAAGUUGGUGAUAUUCAAAUGCACCUGCACAGCGAUCAUGGAACGGGUGGCCAUUGGUGUGCCAAAAUAGUUUUCUUCAUUCUUUUGGCUGGUUUGGGUGCGCUUAUCGGAUUGAUACUUAUUGAAAACCGUGGCCUGUCGAACGACGAUACGCCGUUGUCGGAAUCGCGUUACGCCGAGUAUUUCAGCGGGUGGGUUGAUGAAAACCGGGAGGAUGACCACCACCACGAAGAAAUUCUUAACGCACUCAAUCAGCUGGAAGAACACGAGGACGAUGACGAAGGCCACGACGACGCAGAGCUACCAGAUGAUGGAGAGCCAUUUGCCGAAGAGGAUGAUCACGAUGAUGAUGAUAACGCCGCAGAUGAUGAGGACGAAGAGGAUGAAGAACCCAAACUAGAUGACGACGAAAUCGAAGAAAUCGUUGCCAAUGAAAAAAAGGUCGCCGAACAGGAAGCUGCCGUCGCAGAAGACGACGAUGAGGACGAUAACAAUGACGAAGAAGACGAUGACGAUAAUGCUGAAGACGAUGAAGAGGAUGGCGAAAAUGAUGUGGUUCAAACAGAAGAUCAGGAUAACGAUGACGACGAAGAGGUUAGGAACGAUGACGGUGAUGAUGACAAUGAUGACGGGGUAAAUGACGAAAAAGUGGUAGAAGAAGACGACGACGAUGACGAUGGUGCGGGAAGUGACGGCAAUGAUGAUGAUGGCGACGACGAUCAGCCAGACAGCAAAAAUGAAAAUGAUGACAAUGAUGAAAUCAAUGACGACGACGAUGAUGAUGAAGAAGAAGAAGAAAUCGUCAAAGAAAUUGAUGACUUGGCCGACGCUGAUGACGAUGACGAUAACACACCAUUUGAGGAAGAAGAGAUCAAAACUAAUGCUUUGAAUGAUUCUGCUAACAACGUAUCAAUAAGUUCAAUCCCAGCUGAUUCCUUGGAGCUUGCAAGCGAUGUUUCUAAGCAGUCCCACACGAAUGAUUUGAAAAUUGAUGAGACUCCAAAAGCUAAAAUUAGUGCAGAAUUGCUUGAAAGUCAAAUGGACGAUUUGAUAGACAAUUACAAUAAGUUGGCUGAAAUGUUGAACAUUCCUAAAGAGGAGCAAGUACCAGAAAGUGGUUUGAAAAUACCACAAGGAAAGGAUGACGACGGUAUCGAUCAAAUUGAUGCCGAGGAAGAAGAUGAUCAAGAUGAUGAAAUCGAUGAUGAUGAUGAUUUUGAAAACUUUGUUGAUAACGACGGAGGAGAAGAGGAAUAUCUAACGAGGGUAAAGCAAGAACAGCAGCAACAGAGUCAGCAAAAGCAACAAGACAAACAGGAAUCUCGAGAAGAAUCAUCACUUGCGGUACAAGUCUUAGUUGGCGCUGCUCUGAUUGGCGCAGCUCGCCUUGUUUUGAAGCCCCCGAGUGGCCCACGACCAUCGGCGCCAUCGAAAUCUGCUGAUUCGGAACUUACUAAAGAUAUGCCUGUACCUCAUGAUCAGCAAAAGAAUCAAGACAAAACAGAAUCAGUUAACACGCACAAUACUUUUGCUGAGCCAUUGAUAGCUUCUGAGGAAUGUCAUGCUCAGGCAGAAUCGAUUUUAAAAGAUUUCAUCAAUGCGUCUAACGAAACCAUUGAAGGCAAUGUAAUUCUCAUCGAGGACGAUCAAGCCGAGCUGUACUCUGGCGAUGAAGCUUUUGAAUACGAGCAAGAUCUGUAUGAUUCUGAACUGGAGGAAAUUGAGGAAGAGGCAGAAGAAGAAGUUGACGAUUUGGCCGAAAAACAGUUAGAACAAGAGGAAAGAGAGAUUGGCUCCUUUGUGCCGACUACUUUCGAAGAGUUCAGUGCUAUGUAUCGUGGUCCAGAUCUACCAACGUCAAAAGAUUUUUCCAGCGUCGAUACCAACGAUAAAGAAAAGCACACAACUCCAAGCGAAACUUUUCACAAAGAGUCACCCUUGAUGAAGAAAAAACCACCAAAGGGUGCUGUAAGCAAAUUGAUUUACGGUCUACAUAAGGAUCCGAUCAUCACCGGCGAAGACACUUUACCUCGUGCGGAGAAAGAAGAUCCAUCCGAGAGUGACAUUUCCGAAAUGGAUCAUUCACCAGACAUACCGGAUGAGCUAGAACUGUCGGUGGACAACGGCAGCAAGGAAAACUUGUUCAUACCAAGUGAAGAGCUGCAGCAGGAAGAAGAAUGGGACGAUGAUCUUAUUUACGAAGGUGAAGAGGACAUUGACUCCAUGCUACUGCGACAGUACCCGUCGGACGAAUCGGAUGGGUCGUUCUCGGAUGACAUCGUCGACAUCGACGAAAUUUCCGAUGUUGAUGACUCUGAACUUAUGAGACGUUUGGAUGAAAAAUAUGGAAAGCUGGAAGUUAGCAAAGAUCCAAAUACACAGACGGAAGAUAACGAGCAGAGCUGGACAAGUAUAUCUUCCGAAAUCCCAGCUAGGCCUAGCGAGGCAAAACCGUACCAAGAAGAACUGGAUCGAGCAAAUAGACAGCUUGAUGAGUGGAAAAAUCCUAAAAAGGCCCUCGACAGCUUUAAACAACUGUUGGAAAAAGAUCCCAAUCUGGUGUCCGCAAUGAUCGGCAAAGCACGCGCCCUAGAUCUGAUGGCAGAGCAACAGCAAAGCAAUCCCAUACUCGAAGAAGCGAUCGCGGCCUUCCAGGAGGUACUCAGCCUGGGCAGUGCCGUUGAUAACGGUGUGUUUUUAAUGGCUGCUGAACGUUACAUUGAUCGAGUGAGAUUUCGCGGACAAUAUAUGCGAGCGGUGCCCGUACAGCAGGAGCUGGUCAGACGAUUUGACGCGGAGCCAAAGUUCCGGAACCAAUUGGCGGUCACAUACCUGAUGGCUAAUCGAAUGGCUGAAGCCAAAGUGGUGCUGCAUGAAACUUUAAUGCGCUGGAUAGACGAUGGUUUCGCUUUGGUUCAUUACGGAUUUGUUCUUAAGAAUCACGACAAGGACAUGGAACAAGCCGCUCAAUUUUUGCAAGAAGGAAUCGACACCGGCCAUCCGGGAACCCAAGACGGUCGUUUCUAUUUCCACUUGGGAGAUGCCCUUCAACGGCUGGGUAGGCAACAGGAAGCGCUCAAAGUUUAUGAGAAUGGUUCGAAGAAAAAGCUGUUUCUUUCCAAAUAUCAGAGAUCCUUGUACAACAUAGAUAACCUAAAGUCACGGCCAUUUUGGACGGUCGAGCAAACCACUUACUCCAGCUCGCUUCAGCUUAUCGCGUCUCAAUGGAGUGCAAUCCGUGACGAAGGCAUGAGGCUCCUGAACGCAGAAGGAAAUUUCAAGGAUGAAGCCGAAAACCUUCGCGAUACUGGCGACUGGAAGCAGUUUGAGCUGUUUGCCCGGGGUAAUCGAAUAGCCAACAAUUGUGCCAAAGCUCCUAUCACUUGCAAGUUGGUGGAACAGUUCACCGCAGCACGAACCUGUAAACGUGGUCAAGUGAAGUUCAGCGUUAUGCACCCUGGAACUCACGUUUGGCCACAUUGCGGGCCAACCAACUGCAGAAUACGGGCUCAUCUCGGACUGAAGGUUCCUAGCGGCACGUACCUCCGUGUCGCGGAGCAAACUAGAUCUUGGGAAAGCGGACAAUGGCUCAUCUUCGAUGACAGUUUCGAGCACGAAGUCUGGCACAACGGCACCGGCACUCGUCUGGUGCUGAUUGUUGAUUUUUGGCAUCCGGAACUCACUGAAACGCAGCGUAAAUCUCUGUCUCCAAUUUGACACGUGGUGCCAUAAAAAUGUUGUGAUACAAAGCGUAAAGUCCAGUAGACAAUUUAAUACCAAAGCAGUAGAAUUUGGGGUUAACUUUUAUAUGGCAGAUUGCAUUUUUUAGUUUUAAUUUGUUUGUUUAGGUUUGGAUUUGGAAGAUAUAAUCAAAAUUGUUAGAGUGAGAUGUAAGUUAACAGAAAACGAAUCAUUUGUAUAUAAUAGGAUCUAAUUUUGAUAGCCUGUUGACAUCACCUUUGAAUGACGGACUUGUCGAUUUUAUGCUAAGGUUAAGCAGAAUGACAAUCAAGACUUAUUACAACGGACAGCCUAGGGUCACAUAGCGGUAUUAAGGAUUCAAAUAAAAGUCGAUAUAUUUAAAGAUAAAA
This is a messenger RNA of Culex quinquefasciatus (southern house mosquito), 4427 nucleotides long. It is a transcript of the gene Asph, whose product is annotated as aspartyl/asparaginyl beta-hydroxylase. Gene Ontology annotation, molecular function: peptidyl-aspartic acid 3-dioxygenase activity; protein binding. The record is from RefSeq and is a predicted model, not a curated record. The coding region runs from base 214 to 4053 and encodes 1279 amino acids. Lineage: Eukaryota; Metazoa; Arthropoda; Insecta; Diptera; Culicidae. The transcript has 18 exons. Gene Ontology annotation, cellular component: endoplasmic reticulum. Gene Ontology annotation, biological process: peptidyl-aspartic acid hydroxylation.